CUAGAGUCUAAAGUCUAGAGUGACUUCUUUAAAUCAGAUAUAUAGAUCAGCAAGAGCAAGUACAAAAGAGUUGAACACAAUUAAAAAGAAGGUUAGAAAGAAACCCAGUUACAGGUUACACAUGUUUACUGGUUUACUCUGCUACAUAACUUGUUCUUAGAUGCCUUCACUCAAAGUGUAUCUACGUGUGGAUCCUUGUAAGUGAAGACAGUUGUACUUCUGCGAGGGGAGGCAAGCAAAUCAUUUCAGUCAUGAUAUACAUUCGAAGAGAUAAACUGAAAUUCAUUUUCAUGGUGUGUGUCCUCAUAAUAUCUGCAAGCUUUGUCUACAGACUUCUACAAACUAAUCCUGAAUUAACAUUAAAAAAUGUUGUAGAUUCAAUGGGAAGAGCAAAUACUGUCAAAUUGAAAUUUGAUCAUCACAAAAAUGAUGGUCCCAGAGGUGGCAAAUGUGGCCUCCCAGCACCAUGCCCUAAAAGAGAUUUUGCCUUUAAGAUUUCCAGUGGUGCAACAAGCAUCAUUGGACCACAAAUAUGCUUUGAUGGGAAAAUGUUAAUAAAAAGAGAGAUAAGAGGUAAUCACCAAGGAAUCAGUGUUGUUGUUAUAAAUGAAAAAACAGGUGAACAUAUCACAACUGGCAGCUUCAAUAUGUGGAACGGAGAUGUUCGUGACUUGAUUGCAUUUCUGAAGUCAAUUGAGGAUGGUUCACUUGUGUUGAUGGCCACUUUUGAUGAUCCAGCCACAAAACUUAAUGAGGAGGCAAGGACACUUAUAACAGAGUUUGGCAGUUCCUACAUUUCCAAAGUGAAAUUCAGAGAUAACUGGGUCUUUGUGGGAGGGAAGAAGACAAUAACCCAAGUCUCUUUUGAGCAGCACUUAAAGAAUGACAAGAAAACCAAUAAAUAUGAAAGCUGGCCAGAAAUGAUAGAAAUUGAAGGCUGCAUACCUCGACUGGAAUAAUAUUUCUUACAGCCUCAGAUGUCAUUUGCUCUAAAAACAUUUAUUCUGCUAAAAGGACAGUUGCCAACCACUUAAUCAAGUCAUGCACCAGCAACUAUUUCAGGACUAUGCACCAAGCUGGACCACAAUGCAUUUCUGAUGUAGUAUUUGGAUUAUUUUGGACAGUGUUCAUGUCUUCCCAAAACGUGGCAAUUUGUUUUCGUCCACUGUUGUUGACAAGUGUUUUUUGUUAAUAUCUCUGAGACCAUACAUGCCACUGUUGCGAGUCCUGGUGUAUCUUAAAGAGGUCAUCCUGGACUAAUAUAAUAUAAUAUAAUAUAAUAUAAUUAUUGGGUUUUAUUGUUAAAAAUUAGAUUGUAAGAUGAAUAAUUAUAAAUAAUGUUUAUGCCAGUGGUGUAUUUAUUAUAUCUUCUGAAUGUUGCAAAACAAAAUUUUUUUUUAUUGUUUUUGUGUACCAUUUAUUAAACAGUACUCU
Molecule: messenger RNA, 1434 nt
Organism: Myxocyprinus asiaticus (Chinese sucker)
Lineage: Eukaryota; Metazoa; Chordata; Actinopteri; Cypriniformes; Catostomidae
Exons: 9
Coding region: 252-959 (235 amino acids)
Source: RefSeq, a predicted model, not a curated record